Messenger RNA from Dreissena polymorpha, 2291 nucleotides. RefSeq lists its product as uncharacterized. The transcript has 16 exons. NCBI's taxonomy places the organism in Eukaryota, Metazoa, Mollusca, Bivalvia, Myida, Dreissenidae. The coding region runs from base 90 to 2249 and encodes 719 amino acids. The record is from RefSeq and is a predicted model, not a curated record.
UCCCCGUCCGGCGUCCUACAUUUUCAAACUGAUAAGAGUAAACAUCGAUAACUUGAUAGUAUGUUUCUAUUAAAUCUGAACAAAACUGUAUGCAAGGCAGUCGAAAGAGCCCAUACAUGACCUACCUCCGUUGUUUGAUCGGUAUCUGCGUGGCUCUGGUUCACGUCAGUACCAUCCAGGCAACGACGCCGACGCCAACAAAGACCGACCAUGAACUCAUUCAAGAUAUUCUGAAGGAGAAUCAAAAACUUCACAAUGAACUGAACGCCAUGAAACAGUCUGUUACUGACCUCACGCGCCAAGUGAUGCUGCAGCAGACGUUUGUUGAAGAGCGCAUCCGGUCUGACGGCAGUUCCGGUCUGAAACAGAUCAGAAACAACGAAAACGGCGAGCGAACAUAUCAGACGUAUACCGAAAGUGGAGUCAGCGUUUCCGCUGUCCACGAACACUCCAGCAAUAUCCGAACCAUCGGAUUGGGGGAGAUGAAUGUCGUGAUGAACGGCGUGGAGUUCCGUACACGUCAUAACGACUACCUUCUGGCGAUGCCGGCGUCACAUCCGGGCUAUAAUGCUCAGGUGGACAUACCGUUCCCGGAAGUGCCCCCUGCAGUUCUCCACAAAGCGACCGUCCCGGAACAGGUGGAGGAAAUGAAGCUGUGGUUUAAAGCCUUCAAAGAGCAGGAUUAUUCAGUGCGGGACUACCGACCGUACUUCAAAGCGGUGCUCUGUUACAUGGAUGGCGGCUGGACGACUAAUACAAACACAGUUGAAGAACCGUUCAUGAGCGACCGACAUUCUAUCGAUGCCUCCAGCUGGUUUGAUCUCCAAGACAAGGUGCGAUUCACGUCCUACUCGGGAGGCAAGAGCAACCUUGAGAACUUUGCCUACCUGCCAACUACCAUCAUGAACGUCGUUAAUGGGACGCCGGAGUACGCCCAGUGGAACUACAGAAUCAUCUGCCACCCGCUGCAAAACGAUUUGCCAACGGCUGCUUUGAAAAUCGUAGACGACUUAAAUUCAAGAAUGCGGCGCAAUUUGCCCAUGUCAAUAUACAACACUACCCGCCUGGCGAGAUACGUGGUAAGAAACCCACCACACGGGCGGCAUGAAGAAUCAAGUUUAUGGAGCCUCUUGGACGAACUGAUGUACGAGAUUCCAGGCAAAGACAACUACGGCACGAACGUCACUGAUGACGCACUGGGCCAGAAACUGUAUCACGUGAAUUCCGACCCCACAAAUUUGACGCCCAUAAACACCGCGCAUUACCACCGAUUCUACAAAAUUGUCGAUAAGGACGCCAUGGGUAACAAGGUGGUACAUAGAGGAUUCUCUGAUCCCAACCUGUUCGCGGCUCAGACAAGCGAUCACAAAAUCGCCGGUCUUACCAUGACGACUUGCGACCACUCUCACGAGGGCCACCACGGAAAUAACCACUUCAGGCCACAGGCGUGCACGACUUUUACCCAGCGUUACACUUGGGCAAUACCGCUAGAGAUCAUUUACAUGACACCCCUGCUGAGAUGGAACCCAUACAACCUUACCCACGUUGACGCCUACACCGGCCAAGAAAUUUAUGACGUCAUGCACACAAGUACCGGGCAGAGGCGAAACGGAAACCUGGACCCCGCGCAUGCGUACAACGGUACCCACAACAAGCUGUACUAUCGGACACCGGCGGAGCUCUUCGGUGACGGCAAGACCGUUGACCAUAGUUCUGCCGACACUGCUAAAGGCUUCGUGGGCGUGUUAGACCCCAAAGGUAUUGUUCGAAAGGUUGUGGCUUCCGGCACGAGAGUCAUUCUGCCUAGUAUAUCAGGCGUGGGCCAAAUUCGCACGCGCUACCCAAUAAUGCCCUUCCAUUCAGACGGACAGCAGACGAGAAAAGAGCUAGACGCCUUAAAGGACAUGGUGAUGAACAUGGCGAGGUACGGGCCCCUGUUCGAGACCGAACCCACCACCCUGUCAUUGGCGAACCAGACCUACAACAAUCAGCCGCACGCAUUUCAUGUCGCCCCGACAGCACGUGAUCCGCCCGGUAACCACGACCACUACAUCAACAUCGUGCAGAGUGACCUUGAAGAAUUGAAGCAAGGUCACACGAUCCGCGGCCUACUCACUUCGGUGGACAACGGGCACCAGCACAGCGUUGACAUCUCCAUGGAUUCCCGCGGACACUUCGUAAUGGCGUCAUGCGACGGGAUGGCUCAAUGCUGGGACGGCCAUAGCAACCAGCUGACCUUAGAGUACUAAAACGCUCGGAAAAAUGAUUGAAAUAAAUCUACUAUUCACACA